Messenger RNA from Alternaria ventricosa, 705 nucleotides. RefSeq lists its product as uncharacterized. Bases 1 to 705 code for a protein of 234 amino acids. Lineage: Eukaryota; Fungi; Ascomycota; Dothideomycetes; Pleosporales; Pleosporaceae. The transcript has 2 exons. The record is from RefSeq and is a predicted model, not a curated record.
AUGGUCUCAAGCAAAUUUCUCACGGCAUUGAGUACUGCCACUAGCUACAUCAAUACACCAGUCGUCACACUAUCGGUCGGUCCUGACGGAGAACAUCACCAGGACCUUUUCGUCCACGAAGCUCUGCUCAUACACCGCUCUGAAUUCUUCGCCAACGCUCUGAAACCCGAUCGAUUCAAGGAAGGAUUCCAACGCCUUGUAUCGAUGCCCGAAGACGAGCCCGAUGUCGUUGCGCUUUACGUUCAAUUGCUUUAUCGCCCAGAUCUGUUCAGCGCCAAUACAAGCCUCACCAAGGAAGACCUUGAGUCCACCUUCACUGCUUUGGCUGAGCUGUACGCGUUCGCUGAGAAGGUCAUGGAUGCAACAACGAAAGGCAGCGUACUAGAGAUCUUCGACACUCUCACCACAAACCAUCUUUUUCCGGUUGAAGCGGCGCAGAUCAUCUACCACGGCACCUCGGAAGGUGAUCUCGCUCGCGCCGCAUUUGUGCAGUCCUUUGUGCGCAGCGGUCAAGAGCACUCACUCGACAAGAUCCGCGAUAAUGGACAUGCUGAUCUCUUUCGUGAUCUCGCUUUCGCCUUGAUCAAGCGCCAUGAAAAAUUGCCCAGCGACGGUCCUAUUGCCCGGCCUCGUAAAUUCGGAGGCUCAUUCGGAGGCUCAUCCACUCAUCCUUUAUCGAAAUUCCAUUUGAGCGACAGUGAAUGA